GAUUCAGCGUAUUCGAUGCCAUUUUAAGUAGUUGGCCUCCAGCAAACAGAGGAACUGCAAGAAGAGAAUUUUCAGAUAUCCCAGGCGGUUACCUCUACAGGUGGCAGUUUCUUGAAAUGAAGCAAUGUGUUUGACGACAGAUAAUUUUCAGACAGGAAAUUUAGCUGAAGCAAAGGAGAGCUAAAUGAUUGCAUAAUCCCCUCCUCCUUCAAGCUGUGAGUCUGAAGAAAUGGAAGCUACAAUGAGAAGCUUGCUCUCAGACAACAGCCGAUAUGUGGAAGCCUUCCGUCUUUUCCUUAAAAAUUCCACUGAACACCAGUGCAUGCAAGACUUUAUUAACACCAAGCUUCCAGAGAUCAUAUCAAGCCUUGGAAUUGAGAAGCCGGCUAUUGAUGUUCUGGGUAUAGGCAGUGGCUCAGGUGAAAUUGACUUGCAGAUGAUUUCAAAAAUACAAGUUAGAUAUCCGGGAAUUAAAGUGAAUAAUAAUAUUGUGGAGCCAAGUCCAGAACAAAUCUUAAGUUACAAGGAACGUGUUGCCAAGGCACCAGGACUAGAUAACGUGUCAUUCACCUGGCAUAAAAAAACUUCUCAUGAUUUUGAAAUCCAUGUGAACGAAACAAAGCAACAUAAAAAGUAUGAUUUUAUUCAUAUGAUCCAGAUGCUAUAUUAUGUAAAAGAUGUCUCAGCCACAUUAAAGUUCGUCAGUAGCUGUCUGUCACCUAAUGGGAAACUCCUUAUAAUUCUUGUAUCUGGAAACAGUGGUUGGUCACACUUAUGGAAAAAGUAUGGAUCUCACUUACCCCUAAAUGAUCUCUGCUUGUACGUAACCGCAAGUGACAUCCAGAACGAACUGAGCUCAAUGAAGGCAAAAUUUCAAAGCUAUGACUUGCACUCUGAAAUGGAUAUAACCGAAUGUUUUGUUGAUGGAGAUCGGAAUGGGGAGCUUCUCCUGGACUUUUUAACUGAGACUUGCGAGUUCAAGAAAUAUGCCCCUUCUGAUCUUAGAGAUCAAAUACUACAUGACCUAAAGAGUCCUGAGUGCAGCUCAACCAAAGAUGGGAAAAUUGUUUUCAAUAACAACCUCAGUGUAAUUGUGGUUGAAAAUCAAUGAACCAUUCCAUUGUACUGGUUAUGAGACGUGUGUAAUAUUUCAUCUGAGCCUGAUUGGCUAAAGCUAAAUCAUUUUAAUCCAUUUCUGAAUUAAUCAACUCAUUCUGGAUUUA
Pelobates fuscus (common spadefoot toad) is the source of this 1223-nucleotide messenger RNA. Its product is annotated as histamine N-methyltransferase A-like. The transcript is spliced from 7 exons. The record is from RefSeq and is a predicted model, not a curated record. Lineage: Eukaryota; Metazoa; Chordata; Amphibia; Anura; Pelobatidae. Bases 230 to 1111 code for a protein of 293 amino acids. Gene Ontology annotation, molecular function: N-methyltransferase activity.